Molecule: messenger RNA, 1733 nt
Organism: Verruconis gallopava
Lineage: Eukaryota; Fungi; Ascomycota; Dothideomycetes; Venturiales; Sympoventuriaceae
Exons: 2
Coding region: 134-1309 (391 amino acids)
Source: RefSeq, a predicted model, not a curated record
CCUCAGUCCUUUUGUGCCGUUGCUCCUCAAUGAGGCCGCUUCCAAAAGGCCAAUAUAACAGGAUAAAACAUUACUCUGUCCCAGCUUUUCCUUGUCCUGACCCAAGGGGUUUUCCCUUAUCUUGCUUGACAGCAUGCCGAGUUUUCUUCUAGCUGCCAUUUGCGUCUUCGCGGCGUACGCACAGUCAAUUAAUCCGUCAGCUACGACCACCGCGGCUAUAUCUCCCCCCACAAAGGGAUAUUGCUACUAUCCAAAUCAUAACUCUACCGCCGCAUAUGAUGACCGACCAUGCGAUCCAUAUGCAGAAACUAGUAUGUGCUGUCCGAAUGGGUGGACAUGCAUGAGCAACAAAUUGUGUGUGGUCACCGACGAUAGCAUUGCGAAAGCCUCUGUAGGAAGCAUUGAGAGGGGUACUUGCACAGAUCCAUCCUGGAACGAUACAAUAUGCGGAAACUUCUGCUUGAAUCAAAACGGGAACAACACCGACGGUGCCCUUAGGGCUUGCGGCAACAAUCGUUUUGUUUGCGCAGUGGAUGAAGAGGACAGCACUGGCAAUUGCGAAAAAAAUCUGAAAGUGUUUACGCUGCCUACCGGAACGGCUGUGACGAUCAUUGGCCUAGCAACAGGCACUACGUCAACGUCAAUUGUUCCUGUGUCCAGUCUGGUCAGUGGCAGCGCCUUCGCAAGCUCGGCCAGCUCGAGCUUCGCUUCGUCUCCAUCAGCGGCGCCAGCAGGUGGCAGUAACAAAUCUCACAAGACACGCGAUAUCGCCAUUGGUGCGACUAUUGGAUCUGUCUCCCUCAUCGUAUUCUUACUGCUGAUAAUCUGUCUGAUUCACAAAAAGCGAAAGAAAUCGAGGACUUCUCUCAACUCGAACCUCUCCCACGAACAUGAACGACUCCAUCAAUCGGCUUCAGCUGCGGAUGUCUAUCCGUCAAACACAAAUCCUGCGAGCAGUUCGACAACUGAGCCUGUACGUGAAUCAACGGUUCCCACACCAAUACCUGUUGCUGUAGAAGAAAAGGUCCCCGAACCUAAACACCAUAUCCUCUACAAUGAUAACGAAGAUGAGAUUGCCAACGGCAUAGGGAAUCCCACAACAGCUCUGACGGCUCCCCAGACUGGACCAGCACGAAACGCAAGUGCGCUCGAUGUUACAGAUCGAGAGCUGGCGGGUAUCAAAGGCAGAGCUUUCAUUGAAGAGGAGCCGCUUACAAGUAGUGAACGGCCCGAUGCAGUUGACAUUAGCACAUUUGAUGGGAGUCGUUCCAGUUUGCUCCAUCCUGGAAAAGCCACUCCAUCAAGCUGAACUGGUCAUAGCAGCGAGCAUGAUCACUCAUAAGCCGAAACUGUCACUCAGAGACUAAUUUUCUUUCUGUUUUGUCGUUGUCGAAAGUCCCGUGGCUUUGGAGGGUGGACUUCAACGUCAGAAGAAACUACACUCGUCGAUACUUCUGUCCGAAUUUGCGAACGAAUUGCGCUAAGUGUGUGAUCACAAUUCAUCUUCACGUCAACAGUUCUUGCGUAUAUCUUUACGUUCUUUGUGUAUUCCAUUUGGAAGAAUUCAUUGCGCCACUGGGGGCUACUUGAACUCACAAGAUUGGCCUCGGUAUGGACUGUUGAUGAGAUUCAAAUAUCUGCAUCUUGUUCAAUUACACGAAUGUUGAGAACUAUAACAAGCAUUAAGAAUCUUUGCACGAUAUCAGAGACGUUUUGAAACUCAAUAAAUAUGG